UAUUGCGUCAUUGUUAUUGUGGUAGUUGGAGCCCUAGCUGUUUACAGGGAUUUCGCCACCAUUUCGCUUACAUCUGGUCCUCUAAAAUCUGCGUUAACACCUGGACCAUCACGAGUCAACCAGUAUAAUGUCGUUUCAAAAGGACACUUCAUCGGACGAGAGUUUGCAGGGUUCCUGGGUUGAGCUGCAUUUCAGUGGCAAUGGCUCUCAAAGUACCAGUCAUCACGGAAGCCAGGAGCAAAUCCCCACGUCCAUCCAGGAGGGUGACGUGGAGAAAAUGCUGCUGGAUGCCCAACACGAGUCAGGCAGAAGCAGCUCCAAAGGAAGCUCUCAGUGCAACAGCCCACUCAGAGCCCAGACCCCCCUUCUCCUGUGGAGAGGCUCAGAGGCAAACAGCUCACAGUCAGAUGAAGACUUCCAAGAAAGAAGACGGGAAGUAGAGAACAUGAUGAAGAAAAAUGCUGACUGGAUCUGGGACUGGUCUAGUCGACCUGAGAACAAUCCACCAAAGGAGUUCCUGCUCAAGUACCCUAAGCGCUCGACCUCUCUCAGCAUUAGGAACACCAGUGUCAUGAAGAAGGGAGGUGUUCUCUCUGCGGACUUUCUGAAGCUUUUCCUUCCUUCCUUAAUCAUUUCUCACAUACUUGCUGUCGGCCUAGGGAUAUAUAUUGGGAAACGUCUGACUUCCCACAACACCUACUAAGUAGGAUGGUGCCGUGUGUUCGACACCUUGUCACCUUCAAGUGACUCAUCUUGGCAUGCCUUAAAAUGGGACCUUCUAAUGAUCAAGGGAGAUGUAGCCACGUGACACGGUCCAAUUUGAUUGAGUGCCCCACGUAGCUCACACCAGCGUGGAGAGUUAAGGAUCUGUCAUUGCUGUUUCAUGGCGUUAACUCGUGAACACAACAGUGACCAAUCCUCUGCUCUGCGCUGUAGUCUCUGUCCUGGCCUGAAGAUGACUGUUUUGUUGCUUCCAGCUCCUUAAAUCUGCACGUUAGGGAACUGAUAAGUAUUGUGCGCCAAUGCCUUUUUUGUUUUUGCAAUGAGGAAUCACUUUUGAUUUAAAAUUAUAUACGAUCAGUAUGUAUUUUUUCAAAUCAACUGUAGAGAAAGGUAAUUGACUUUUUUUUUUGUCCAAGGGAUCAAUAGCCUACUGCGUAAGUGAUUGCAUCCAUUUGUUCAAUUGUAUAUUGUGAUUAUGAGAAAGCAUUAUUAAGCACUGAUAUGGUCCAUUUUGUUCAUCUUACACAAAAUAAAAGUUGGAAAAAAACGCA
Molecule: messenger RNA, 1274 nt
Organism: Plectropomus leopardus (leopard coralgrouper)
Lineage: Eukaryota; Metazoa; Chordata; Actinopteri; Perciformes; Serranidae
Gene: bnip4
Product: BCL2 interacting protein 4
Biological process (GO): positive regulation of apoptotic process; mitochondrial outer membrane permeabilization
Cellular component (GO): nuclear envelope; endoplasmic reticulum; mitochondrial outer membrane
Source: RefSeq, a predicted model, not a curated record